CACUAAGUUUUUCUGAUCUCCUUGUCGGAAUGAAACACGUUUUCUUAUUAUUGUUUUAUUUGACAAAGUAUUCAUCCUUUUAACAUUAUGAGAAUCGUGGUGUGAGGAGCGGCAGUCUCUUAGAAACAAGACGAUUAUUAUUCACACUACGGAGGGCUAUCAGUCUCUCCAUCUCGGUUGGACAUGAGGACAUCCUUGGGAAUUAAAUCAUUACCGCACAUUACUGUUGAUCCUGACCCUGCAAAUAGGAUCUUUUAUUGAAAUGCCGACAGGGAAGUUGCUGUGAGAAGUUUUGACAACGGGGAAGUUGCUGUGGAUGAAUUAUUAAUCCAUUUUUCUGCAGUUUUAUUUUUGUGAAAUUCCGUGAGGACCGUGCGUAUCGGGACUUUGACUGUGAACCACUCAGUCUAUACCUAUCUUCAUCAUGGUAUACUGAUUGUUGGGGAGGAAAUUACUCUUCCUUGAUACAAGAAUGGCGAGGAUUCUGCUUAUAAUCACGUUGUGUGCAGCGGUACCAUGGUUCAUUGGGACAGUGAGCGCACAGACCCACGAAGUGCUGUGCCUGGGCACCAAGAACGGCCUGAGCCUGACCGGCUCCACGGAGGAGCAGUACAAGCGCCUCAAGGACAUGUACACCGACUGCGAGAUCGUCAUGGGCAACCUGGAGAUCACGCACAUGGAACACAGCCGCAACUUCUCCUUCCUCCAGUCUAUCAGGGAGGUAACUGGGUACGUGCUGAUUGCCCUUAACCAGUUCAGCCGGCUCCCUCUGGACCACCUGCGUGUGAUCCGGGGCAACUCCCUGUUCGAGAGCAAGUAUGCGCUGGCGCUGCUGGUGAACUACCAGAAGGACGGGAAGUAUGGGCUGAAGGAACUGGGUCUCACACACUUCACUGAGAUUCUGAAUGGUGGUGUCCAGAUUGUCCAGAAUAAGUUCCUGAAUUAUGGCCCAGACAUCAACUGGCAGGACAUUGUGAGUGGGUCUGCUGUCACAAUAGACACGAAUGGAGAUCCCUUGCCGUGUCAUGAGUCCUGUGGCGAUGGCCGGUGCUGGGGCCCAGGGAAUGACUCCUGCCAGAUUCUGACUAAGAUUGGCUGUGCGCCCCAGUGUAAUGGCCGCUGUUUCGGCUCCGGCCCCAGCGACUGCUGCCACAUGGAGUGUGCAGGAGGAUGCACCGGCUCUCUGGACACACACUGCUUUGCUUGCCGAAACUUCAACAACUCUGGCUCCUGCGUCUCUCAGUGUCCCCAGGCGUUCAUCUACAACAAAGAGAAGUACAAGAUGGAGCCCAACCCCAACGCCAAGUAUCAGUACGGCUCCAUCUGUGUCUCGCAGUGCCCCACAAACUUCCUGGUUGAUGGCAGUUCCUGUGUGAGCCGUUGUCCUCCAGACAGGACCGAGGUGGAGAGGGAGGGGAUGAAGAGGUGUGAGCCCUGUGAGGGGCUCUGCCCCAAAGCUUGUUUGGGCACUGGAGGUUCUGAGGCGAGACAGACGGUGGAUGCCCAGAACAUCGACAGCUUUGUCAACUGUACAAAGAUUCAGGGAAGUCUGCAUUUCCUGGUCACAGGCAUUGAGGGUGAUCCAUAUAAGAAAAUCCCUCCUCUUGAUCCUAAGAAACUGAAAGUCUUCAGGACAGUCAGAGAGAUCACAGAUAUCCUGAGUGUACAGUCCUGGCCAAAAGACAUGCACGAUCUGUCAGUGUUUUCCAAUCUGGAAACAAUACAGGGCCGAACACUCUUCAGAGCCCCAAGCUCAAGAAGGGGUUACGCUCUGCUGGUGAUGAAGAUCCCCUCGCUGAGGUCUCUGGGGCUUCGCUCGCUGCGCCAGAUAAACGACGGCAGCGUGUACAUCACGGGGAACAAGCAGCUGUGCUACUACAACACCAUCAACUGGACGCGGCUCUUCAGCGGCCACCGCAGCCAGCGCAGGCAGAAGAACCUGGACAUCAAGGAGAACCGGCCCAUCAAACAGUGUGCUGCUGACGGGUUCGUGUGUGACCCCCUGUGCUCCUUUGAGGGCUGCUGGGGCCCGGGACCCAAUCAGUGUCUGUCCUGUAAGAACUUCAGCAGAGGCCGAGAGUGUGUGGACCAGUGCAGGUCUCUCUCCGGUAAGAGCCGUGAGUUUGUUGGACCAAACGGGGAAUGUAUGCCUUGCCACCCACAAUGUCAAGUUCAUGAGGGAGAGCCCACAUGCACUGGCCCGGGAGCUGAUGAGUGUGUAGUGUGUGCCAGCCUGAAGGACGGCCCGCACUGUGUGUCCACUUGCCCCAAGGGGGUGAUGGGAGAUAACGGCCUCAUCUUUAAAUACCCCAGUGGCCAGAGGAGCUGUGAGUCCUGCGAUUCCAACUGCACCCAGGGAUGCACAGGGCCUAAACUGAGUGACUGCCUCGGGCCCCAAAGAACGAACUCUUAUCGGCCAAUCACAGGUAUCGUGCUGGGCGUGAUAGCAUCCGUGGUGAUGGGUUUGGCAGUGUGUAUGGUGGUCAUGAUUUAUCGUCGCAAACAGGCCAUCCGACGCAAGCGGGCCAUGAGGAGAUACCUGGAGAGAGGAGAGAGUUUUGACCCACUGGAGCCGGGGGAGAAAGGUGCUAAAGUUCACGCUCGGGUGCUAAAGCCAUCCGAGUUACGGAAGAUCAAGCUGCUGGGCACUGGCGUGUUCGGUGCUGUGAAUAAGGGACUAUGGAUACCAGAAGGGGACACGGUGAAGCUCCCGGUGGCAAUAAAGACCAUUAACGACCGCACCGGCAGACAGAGCUUUCAUGAGGUCACGGAUCACAUGUUGGCGAUGGGGAGCUUGGACCACCCUUGCAUUGUGAGGCUUUUAGGCAUCUGCCCAGGUGCCAGUCUGCAACUGGUUACUCAGCUCUGUCCCCAGGGGUCCUUACUGGAGCACAUCAGGCACCAACAGGACAACCUGAACCCACAAAGACUGCUCAACUGGUGUGUGCAGAUUGCCAAGGGCAUGUAUUACCUUGAGGAGCAACGAAUGGUUCACCGAAAUUUGGCAGCCCGAAACGUUCUGCUAAAGAGUGAUUACCAGGUCCAGAUUACUGAUUAUGGCAUUGCCGAUCUCUUGUUUCCAGACGAUAAAAAAUUCUUCUACAACGAGGCUAAGACACCUAUAAAAUGGAUGGCUUUAGAGAGCAUCUUAUUCCGGCGCUAUACUCAUCAAAGUGAUGUCUGGAGCUAUGGUGUGACUGUUUGGGAGAUGAUGUCCUAUGGGGCCGAGCCAUACGCAUCAAUGCGACCACAGGAGGUACCAGACCUUCUGGAGAAGGGGGAACGGCUGACCCAGCCACAAAUCUGCACCAUCGAGGUCUACAUGGUCAUGGUCAAAUGUUGGAUGAUUGAUGAGAACGUGCGACCCACUUUCAAGGAGCUUGCUAAUGACUUCACGCGCAUGGCAAGAGAUCCUGCUCGUUACCUGGUCAUUAAGGGGGAUCACCGUUUGCCUGACCCCUCUCCCGAUGAGGCCUACCAAGGAGGGACAGAGAUGGACGUCCUCGGGGUUGGACUGGAUGGACUGGAUGACCAGGAGGAGGAGAUCAUGGACGAUGCGAUAGGGCCAGCUUCCAUGUAUCUGUCACCACCCAGGAGCCAAUCCCGCUCUUUUCUUCGGACAGACAGCGUCAGGGCGGGUCAAAGCCCUCCUGGUUAUCUACCCAUGACCCCUGGAGGAGAUGGCCAUAGCCAAGCGGCAUGGUCAUCCCGCGCCCGGCUAAACUCUGCCCGCACGGUGUCUGAGAGCUCGGAGGGGCGAGGCACCAUGGUCGACGUGGAGAUACACGACGACUUUACGUGCUCAGGAAGCCUGAGGAGGACACGCCAUCGUGAAGACAGCGCAUACAUGUCCCAGAGAGACAGCCUAUCAGGACAGUUGGACACACCCCUCCCUGACACACCCUCUCCAAAAACAGAUGAGGAGGAUCAGAAUGGAUAUGUGCUUCCUGGGCUCAUGGACAGUCCUGAGAGAGAACCUCGACUUUCCUCCAGAGAGUACGAAUACAUGAACAAACAAAGUUUCUUUGGGAGGUCAAAUCCGGAACGUCGCCGCCGUCUGGCAUCCGACAGCAGCUACAAGUCGCCUAGUUCCCGCCACCUAACCAAAAGGUCAUCCAUCGAGGGUUCGGAGAGCAGCGGGGCAGUGUCCCAGUUUUCCACGGACGAGUUGAGUCGAAGCGAAGACGAGGAACUCAUGGGCGAGUACGUGGACCCAGAGGACGAGGCGGCGGAAUACGAGUACAUGGAUGUGCGGGGUGGCCGCAGGGCACACGUGGACCCAGCUGGCCCUCUCAAAUCUGCCUUGCCCAACACAGGAGCCAGGCUGGAACUCACGCCGACCAUCGAAAGAGCCUGGUCGGAGGACGACGCCGAGGACGAGUACGUAGAGGAGGACUACGAGUACAUGAACAGACAGCCGAAGCUGAACGGGAAGUUGGCGGAAAGAGCCGGACAGGACUCACAGAGGUUGAGAGUGGGCAAAGGGGAGGCAGAUGAGUACGAGGACAUGGAGUGCCUGAGCGUGGGCCCCGCAGCUGGGGCGGGCGAAGCUGUGGAGUACCAGAACAUCCAGAGUGAGGGGGACGAAGAAGAGACUGCAACAACGCCCCAGGCUGAGGAAAAGCCAGAGGCUGGACAACUCUCCGGUGUCGGCCCGUUCAUCAGAGUGCGGGCUGGAGUCGGGGUCGGGGACCAGGAUGGGGGAGAUCAGUCCUUUGACAACCCAGAUUAUUGGCACAGCAGAUUGUACAACAAAACCAGUGCUGUGCGUACAUAGAUGCAAUUAAGCACAAGAGAAAGAUGUUUUCGUGCUUACAUUAUAGACACUGUGGAUGUGUGUGUGUGUGUGUGUGUGUGUGUGUGUGUGUGUGUGUGUGUGUGUGUGUGUGUGUAUGUGUUUUGCAAAGAGAGAGAGAGAGAAAGGAAAAUCAACGAUGAGAGCGGGAAACCAACGAGGAAACGAAAGCUCUGUAAACAAAGUUUACAAUCAAGUGAAAAGAUAAAUGUGUUUUUGGCACAAACAGUAGUUAAUUGAUAAAGAAUAUAUAAUUUAAAUGUAUAAGUUCUUUGUCAAAUCUUGCCAUAUUGAGCCUGAAAUUAAAGCAGUCUCCCCUCAUGAUCCUGGUGUAUAGGAGGAAGAGAUAGAGGUAAGAGAUUGAGACAGGGGUUUAACCCAGGUGGCGAUUAAAUGUAUUCUUUGAGGGAAGAAAGUGCCAUAUAGUCAUUUGGAAAGAGCUUUAAAUAUGGUUGUAGCCUACAAUCUCUACUUAAUGUAUUAUGCAGACAAACGUAGCAAUCAGUCCACUUAGCACCACCUAGUGUAGUGCGAUCAACUACCCUCUCAGGUUUACAGCUUCAAUAUGUCUAUCUAUGUUUACAGUGCAUCUGCAAACUGUGGUACAAGUCAGUCAAAAUCAACUCAGAGAUAUUUGGAAAGUUCUGGAUUGUGACAAGGGGUAUUACAAUUCAUCGAAUGCAUUUCGCAAACAUUUGUUUUUCAUUGAAACUUUGCAAAAAUUGUCAGUUGCCAUUGUAAGGACAGUUGAAGACCAGAUAUGAAGAAAAAGUAUCGUUUUUGUAUGUCAAUAAUGAUUCAGGGUAUCUGUUACGUUUACUCCUAUACGAUGUGUCCUGUAGCCUAUUGAAAAUAACAAAUAUACUUUCUUUCUUUUUUGUACAUUUUGAGAGUUAUUCCCUCUGUGGUUCAGAUCUGUCAUUAAUAAUUUUAGCCUCUAGAGGCCUUCAUUGUCCAGUUAACAAGCUAACACUUUCACUCACUUUUACUUACUUAUCAAGACAAAUUGUGUAUUUUUCCACUCAUUGGUGGAUCUCAGUGUUUGAUUUCUUUUUAAAUAAACGAACAAACAUA
Sardina pilchardus (European sardine) is the source of this 5869-nucleotide messenger RNA. RefSeq names its product erb-b2 receptor tyrosine kinase 3a (gene erbb3a). The record is from RefSeq and is a predicted model, not a curated record. Gene Ontology annotation, biological process: multicellular organism development; cell surface receptor protein tyrosine kinase signaling pathway; protein phosphorylation. Gene Ontology annotation, cellular component: signaling receptor complex; basal plasma membrane; plasma membrane. The transcript has 29 exons. Lineage: Eukaryota; Metazoa; Chordata; Actinopteri; Clupeiformes; Clupeidae. Bases 473 to 4777 code for a protein of 1434 amino acids. Gene Ontology annotation, molecular function: neuregulin receptor activity; ATP binding; neuregulin binding.